UCAACGGUUGCUCUUUAUAUUACUUUUACUUUACUUGUUACUAAUUGGCGUAUGCAUUAUCGCCAUGAGAUGAACGCGCAAGAAUCGAAAGCUAAUAGUUUUGCUGUCGACGGUAUGCUUAAUUAUGAAACCGUUAAAUAUUUCACCAAUGAAAAGUAUGAAUUAAAGCAAUACGAUGACACCCUAGAUCAAUGGGAAGGUGCAGCGGUUAAAAGUCAGGUGUCCAUGUCCUUAUUAAACUUUGGGCAGGGUGCAGUAAUUGCCGUUGGCGUAACCUUAAUGAUGAUUUACGCCGCGCAAGGUGUGGUUGAUGGCAACAUGACUCUAGGCGACUUGGUUUUAGUCAAUACCAUGAUGCUGCAAUUAUUUAUUCCGUUAAACUUUCUGGGCAUUAUUUAUCGUGCAUUAAAAUAUGCAUUAGCUGAUAUGGAUAUGAUGCUUAAGUUGUUAGACACAAAAAGAACCGUUAAAGACAAAGACGAUGCUAAAGCACUAAAUGUAACCGACGCCGUUGUUCGUUUUGAUAAUAUUAGUUUCGAUUACAGUAAUGAUAGAAAAAUACUUAAUGGUGUUAGCUUUGAAAUACCGCAUGGUAAUAAGGUUGCAGUCGUUGGUCCAUCAGGCGCAGGAAAGUCAACACUUGCAAGAUUGCUGUUUCGAUUUUACGAUGUUGACUCUGGUUCUAUAAGCAUUGGUCAGCAGAAUAUAAGCGAAGUUAGCCAAGCCAGCUUACGCGACAAUAUCGGUAUCGUGCCGCAAGACACCGUGCUGUUUAAUCAUUCAAUAGAACACAAUAUUC
Messenger RNA from Priapulus caudatus, 799 nucleotides. RefSeq names its product ATP-binding cassette sub-family B member 7, mitochondrial-like. Gene Ontology annotation, cellular component: mitochondrial inner membrane. The record is from RefSeq and is a predicted model, not a curated record. Gene Ontology annotation, molecular function: ATP binding; ATP hydrolysis activity; ABC-type transporter activity. Gene Ontology annotation, biological process: intracellular iron ion homeostasis; transmembrane transport. The annotation marks the transcript as partial. Lineage: Eukaryota; Metazoa; Priapulida; Priapulimorpha; Priapulimorphida; Priapulidae. The transcript has a single exon.